Messenger RNA from Paraglomus brasilianum, 951 nucleotides. NCBI's taxonomy places the organism in Eukaryota, Fungi, Glomeromycota, Glomeromycetes, Paraglomerales, Paraglomeraceae. The record is from the annotation of a GenBank genome assembly.
GAACUAGAAGCCAGGCAGGAUUCUAUAAAGAAGUAUACAGUGUAUGGAGGCAUGACACAGAAAGAAAUGACAGCAUGGUGGAAGAUAUAUAGUUGUCAUUUGCCAAAUUUUGAUGACAAUCAAAAAAGAGAGAUUGAGGAUGCGACUGGCUGUAUCCCUCUCCUUUUACAUUUUCUGGUGAUAAACCAAACAUCAGAUCCAGAUGAUGCAAUAUCAGAACUUGUGAAAUGUAAAGAAACAUCUACAAUAUUUGAACAUUUGGCUAGAUACACAAAGGACAUCGAAGUCAAAGGUCUUCAGAAAGAAUUUUUGGAUGUAGUCUAUGGUUGUCUUCUCAAUCGACAAAUGUUAUAUCUCUCACGAAAUCACUAUGACAACCGCUAUUUAUAUAUCGAUUCCCAGGGAUUCGGACAUGUUUCCAGUGGUUUCGCGCGGGAUGCCAUAAUUCAUUAUCUUCGUGAAAGUGCACGUGAUUACUUUCUAAGUGAGGCUUGGCGGAAUAUUUUCAUCCAAAUUAAGGAUAAUGCAUCGAUGCUUGGUUUUGCUGUAGAGCAAGCAUGCUUAAGCUAUAUUUCAUGUCAUGGACUACCAGGAGGGGAAUACAAACCUGAUCAAACACUAAUAUUCGAUGGUACUGCGCUUCCUGAGCUGAGUAUGGCAUGUUCCUGCACCUUUUAUGUUCCAAAAAUUUACAACUUCAGAGCCAUCGAUUCCUUGAUUGUAUCUAUCGAUUAUAACAACCGAGAAGCCCACUUCAUUCCCAUUCAAGUUACCAUUGCCGAAAGGCAUUCAGAUUCUGUUACGAAAUUUUUUUCCCUUUGGGAAGCUUUGAUCGAGCCUCUUUGCGAUUUCACCAAGCAUGUUACAUUUUAUUGGAUUACUCAGAAUGAACAAUGGGGUCCUCUGACAGUAAAUGAAGCGAGAAAGUCAUUACGUAAUAACACUUACGUU